GCUAGUGUCUUACAUGCCGCUAGCUUUCAUCUCUGGCGCGAGACGGACGCAAUCUGCGCGCUUCUACGCCGCGCAUUUAUCGGCAGCGAGGACCCACAAGGACCGCACGCAAGCGCGUCGCGAGCCUGUGCCUUCCGCUGACCUGCACAGACUUGCCAGCGACAAAAGCAGCGGCGCGCGCACGCUUGCCGCCGCGAGACGCGCGAAAGCCGGCGACGACGGUAGAAGAUGGCCUCCAUCUUCCUCGCCAACUUAGAUGCGGACGCGAUCGGACUGGGCGCGUCGUGCACGAAGCCCGAGGUCCUGGCGAGAGACACGCAAGCGACGCGGAAGCGCAUCACGCUCGAGGCCGAGGACGAUAAUAAUGUAGGAUUCACGCCCGCGGGCCCCAUCCAGGCGCUGACGAACGGUUCGGCUCAGGUGUCCGUGUCCGACUGCUUGGCGUGUUCCGGGUGCGUGACGAGUGCCGAGUCCGUGCUCCUGGCGGAGCAGGCCGCGCCGAAGCUUGGGAUACUCUGUAACGAAGGGCGGCCCGUCGAUGUUGUUAUUGAUAGAGCUGCCUUGGCUUCGGUGGCCCAAAAGUUCGACUCGACGCCCGCGGAAGCCUUGGCGCGACUGCGGACGGCCUGCACUGCAGCGUUGCCCGUUCGAAGGGUCGUCGCCGCGACGGACGCGCAAGAUUUACAACUGCUCGAGACGCUGCACGAGUUCGAGAGACGGCUUGCGAGAGAGGACGCCGGUCUACCAGCAUCUAGAGAAACACCUCCACCAACAGUAGCCGUCUCCUCGACGUCCUACAAAGAUCCGAAAACGAACCAGGUCAUCUCGUACACUGUCGAGCCGAAGACCGAGGCCCCUUUACCGUUGGUCACGUCGCAGUGCCCCGGCACGGUCUGUUUUCUGGAAAAGACGGCGCCGCACGCGCUGCCUUAUUUAUCCUCAACAAAGUCGCCGAUGGCCGCCGCCGCGGCCGUCGUACAAGAUGCGGCCGUUUGUUAUGUGGGAGCCUGCGCCGACAAAAAAUUGGAGGGAUAUCGCCGCGACCUCAUGGACGACGACGUGCCUCAUAUCAGUCUCGUGUUAACUUUGACUGAGUUUGUGGAGGCCAUCGGUGCCGAUAGGUUAGAGGCGACGCAAGCCGUCCCGACGGAAGCCGAUGCGCGGGACACGCGCGUCCACGCCCACUCGCAAAGUGUGUCAGGUGGGUACGCGGACUUCGUCUUUCGGUGUGUGGCUGGUAAGGAGCCGGAGUGGAAGCGCGGUCGGAAUAAUGACGUCGUCGAGGCUACCUUAGAGAGACCGGGUCUGCGACCGCUCAAGUUCGCGAUCGCGACGGGGUUUCGGAACGUGCAGCGCGUCGUCGCCGCGCUGAAGCGGCCAAAGCCCCAGUACGACUUCGUGGAAUUGCUCGCCUGUCCCGUGCGUAUCCCGCGUCGUCAAUCAACAAAGCGCCCUUGACUUGUCACGGUGACCCUUCUUCAAUAGUAGAGAAUCUCACCCCUCUUCGCGGCGCGAGAGCACGAACCGCACGCGGUGGGAUUUGGGCGCUCGUCCCGUCGAUGGGGAGGGCCCAUUACCGCGUUUUACACACACAGAGCGGCUGCGCGAACGGCGGCGGGCUGUUGAAAGGUGAGAAGGAGAGCCGCGACGAGGCCCAGAGUCGCGUCGCGGCGACACUUCUCAAGGUGCACGAAGCGCCGACCAACGACCCACGGGCCAGCGACGACCCUGCACAGCGCGCGGCGCUGCGGCCGCGGCUCCACACGCGGCACCACCGCGUGCCCGACGCGGACACUUCGGCUUCUUCGUCGCUGUCGCUCGGCAACAAAUGGUGAGUCCUUCUUAGGUGUGAGUAAUGUGAUUUAUGACGACGCCGUCGACGAAAAAGGGCCUUAGGCGCGACAGCAU
Pelagomonas calceolata is the source of this 1908-nucleotide messenger RNA. The record is from the annotation of a GenBank genome assembly. NCBI's taxonomy places the organism in Eukaryota, Pelagophyceae, Pelagomonadales, Pelagomonadaceae.